CAACAAUCUUGGGAGUGUAAUGGCGGCGAGUUCGGAGCAGAAAGUUUUGAGUUACCAUGAUACUCUGCUGAGAAAUAGCGAUUUACAAUUGCUUGAUGGACCACGGUGGCUUAACGACAAACUGAUCAGCUUUGCUUUCGAAUAUUUUGAGUAUGACAAGUUCAAGGACCUUGCUGGCAAAGUGGCAUUUGUCAGUCCGGAAGUGACACAGUGUAUCAAGCUUAGCCGUGAUGAUGAAGUGGCCAUUUUCUUAGAUCCUCUAGAUCUAUCCAGUAAAGACUUUGUGUUUUUGGCAGUCAAUGACCAUCAUUGCCAAGACUCAGCAGGUGGAUCCCAUUGGAGUCUGCUGAUAUUUGACAGGACAGACAACAAAUUCAGUCACUAUGACUCGUCAGGAUCAAUGAAUCAGGGCUCAGCUAUGAUUCUCUGCUGUAAACUUCAUCCUUUUCUUAAAGCUUCAGGUGAAAUCACCCUUGUUGCAGAAGAAUGCCCCCAACAGGAUAAUGGUUACGACUGCGGUUUGUACGUGAUAUGCGUGGCCGAACACCUCUGCCAGCAGAUGAUUGAUGGUAACACAGAGCCACUACGGCAGAAAGUCACUGGCAAGACGGUCCAGGACAAACGAACAGAACUAAAAACCCUCAUCCAUAACCUGGCCAGAGAAGGCACCAGGUGAUUGUAACUUCAAGGCCAAUGGAGAGGCUCGAUAAAGUGUUUGGUAAAGAGAGAUUCAAGUG
Patiria miniata (bat star) is the source of this 737-nucleotide messenger RNA. Its product is annotated as sentrin-specific protease 8-like. NCBI's taxonomy places the organism in Eukaryota, Metazoa, Echinodermata, Asteroidea, Valvatida, Asterinidae. Gene Ontology annotation, biological process: proteolysis. Bases 20 to 676 code for a protein of 218 amino acids. The transcript has 6 exons. Gene Ontology annotation, molecular function: deNEDDylase activity; cysteine-type peptidase activity. The record is from RefSeq and is a predicted model, not a curated record.